UGUUGGUAUUGCAGGUGAGGUGGGCAGAGCAACAAGUAGUUAAGAGGCGUGUUAAAAGGGAUUUUAUAACCACACCCACGUAUAGAUCCACCUGGAUGAACGACCCCAAGUGGCCGCAGAUGUGGUACCUGAAUCGCGGCGGAUCUCUGGAUAUGAAUGUGCAGGCGGCGUGGGCGGAAGGUGUGACGGGCAAGGGUGUGGUGGUGACCAUUCUGGAUGAUGGCCUUGAGAAAGAUCAUCCGGAUCUCAUCAAGAACUAUGAUCCCAAUGCAUCUUAUGAUGUCAACAGUCAUGACCCAGACCCCAUGCCUCGUUAUGACCUGGUUGACUCAAACCGCCACGGAACGAGAUGUGCCGGAGAGGUGGCUGCAGAUGCUAACAACUCCAUCUGUGCUGUUGGUGUUGCGUUUGAGGCAUCCGUUGGAGGAGUGAGAAUGUUGGACGGAGAUGUUACCGAUGCUGUCGAGGCCCGGUCUUUAGCGCUUAACCCACAACACAUAGAUAUCUACUCUGCUUCUUGGGGUCCAGAUGACGAUGGAAAGACUGUCGAUGGUCCCGGACAGUUGGCGACACGAGCAUUUGUGGAAGGCAUCAAAAAUGGUCGUGGAGGUAAAGGCUCAGUGUUUGUGUGGGCGUCGGGUAAUGGUGGCAGAGACCAAGAUAACUGUAACUGUGAUGGCUAUACUAACUCCAUCUGGACACUCAGCAUCUCCUCAGCUACAGAAAAGGGUCGUGUUCCAUGGUACUCUGAGGCGUGCAGCUCCACACUGGCAACUACCUACAGCUCAGGAUCGCUGGGUGAACGCCAGAUCAUCACUACUGACCUUCACCACUCUUGCACAUCUUCACACACUGGCACAUCAGCCUCGGCACCUUUGGCUGCAGCAAUUUGUGCUCUGGCUCUUCAGGUAAAUCGGGACAUUACAUGGCGCGACAUGCAGCACAUCGUAGUACGAACUGCGCGGCCGGAGAAUUUGGAAGCCCCGGAUUGGCAGACCAACGGUGUAGGUCGCCGGGUUUCACACAGGUGA
This is a messenger RNA of Cherax quadricarinatus, 1031 nucleotides long. The record is from RefSeq and is a predicted model, not a curated record. Lineage: Eukaryota; Metazoa; Arthropoda; Malacostraca; Decapoda; Parastacidae.